Molecule: messenger RNA, 1528 nt
Organism: Ceratotherium simum simum (southern white rhinoceros)
Lineage: Eukaryota; Metazoa; Chordata; Mammalia; Perissodactyla; Rhinocerotidae
Gene: DUSP14
Product: dual specificity phosphatase 14
Biological process (GO): protein dephosphorylation
Cellular component (GO): cytoplasm
Molecular function (GO): MAP kinase tyrosine/serine/threonine phosphatase activity
Source: RefSeq, a predicted model, not a curated record
GGCCCGCCCCGGGCGCGGGCGGAGGAGAGAAGGAGGGGUGCGCGCAGCGUCCAGCCUGCAGAAGCCGGGAGCCGCGCAGGAGGACGGAGCGUCAGCCGCGAGCCGGACCGAACCGAUUUGAUUUGUAUCCACUGUGAUCAGCACUCUUACUUAGGACUUUCCAGAUCCAGACCCAGCACUCCACAGUAACUCCUCACAAGAAGGUGACUGUAAUUUCGGAUUCCUUGGUGGAGGAAAACAAAACACUCUGGUCUUGCUUCCAACAAUGCAAGUGUGAUCGCCGGCGUCUUCAUGAGCUCCAGAGGUCACAGCACACUACCACGGACUCUCAUGGCCCCUCGGAUGAUUUCUGAGGGAGACAUAGGAGGCAUUGCUCAAAUCACCUCCUCUCUCUACCUGGGCAGAGGCAGUGUGGCCUCCAACCGGCACCUCCUUCAGGCUCGUGGCAUCACCUGCAUCGUUAAUGCUACCAUUGAGAUCCCCAAUUUCAACUGGCCCCAAUUUGAAUAUGUUAAAGUGCCUCUGGCUGACAUGCCACAUGCCCCCAUUGGACUAUACUUUGACACCGUGGCCGACAAGAUCCACAGUGUGAGCAGGAAGCAUGGGGCCACCUUGGUGCACUGUGCUGCAGGGGUGAGCCGCUCGGCCACUCUCUGCAUUGCUUACCUGAUGAAAUACCACAAUGUGUGCCUGCUGGAGGCGUACAACUGGGUGAAAGCCCGGAGGCCUGUCAUCAGGCCCAACGUAGGCUUCUGGAGGCAGCUGAUAGACUACGAGCGCCAGCUCUUUGGGAAGUCGACAGUUAAAAUGGUACAGACGCCUUAUGGCAUAGUUCCAGACGUUUAUGAGAAAGAGUCCCGACACCUGAUGCCUUACUGGGGGAUUUAAUGCCACCAAAGCCUGCAUCAGCAGCCCCUUGAGCAGUACCAGCAUCUGCUACACACCAUCUGCUCCCCUCUUCACCUUUCUUUUCAAACGGUUGACUUUUGGUUCUCCCUGAAGUGUUUUUUUACACUAGGUGUUCAAGUUUAUUUUAAGAGAUAGGGAGGGAGGGGAGGAACAUAAGGGGAAUGCAUACAUUGCUAGUAACAUUUUUAAAACUAACAUUUUGGAAUAAUGUUUAUGAAAAUCUAUAACUGGCUUUUAAUCAUUUUUAACAAUUUGAACAGUUUAAUAAACUGGUUCUGCUCUAUUCUGAAUGCCAUGCCUUUUGGCAUCAUGGCCGGUGCCGGAGGAGCUCAGUGCAAACACCACUCUGGGCCCUGAUUAACCCUGUAGGGACAAGCUUUGCCCAAGGCUGCCGACCAAAUAAAUGCUUAGGGAAGACUGACACCAGCUUCAGUCUCUACUGGAUUAGCCCCACUCUUUCCUUUCCCCUCUAUUUAGUGACUCUGUAAGUUAAAAAAAAUAAACCUUUAUUAUUUAGCUGUUAAGUAAUUAUAAUGAAAUCUGCUUCAAACACUCUCUUGGAAUCAAUGUGCCCCAGGAUUAUAUUAGCAUUAUUUUUAAUAAAUAUAUCUGCUUAACA